AUGAUGCACUUGAAUAUGUGGAGAGCCUCAUACUCUGCUGGCCAUGUUGUGUGCUCGCCCAGCCCUCACACCGUCCAGGAUGUGGAGGAAAGGGUACAGAGAACGUUUCCCAACCCGAUUGACCGCUGGGCAAUUGGAGAUGCUCAAGCAGCCAUUGAAAAGGGUCGUAAGAAGUCCCCGUUGGUGUUACCAGCAGAAAAAGCACAUCCACUUUUACGGGAUGUGCUUCAAACAAAGAUUGACUAUCAAGUAACAUUGUAUAUAGUUGCAGUUUUAGAAUAUAUAUCUGCAGACAUAUUAAAGCUUGCUGGCAACUAUGUUAAGAACAUUAGACACUUUGAGGUAACGCAACAGGACAUUAGAGUAGCCAUGUGUGCAGACAAGGUGCUGAUGGACAUGUUUCAACAAGAUGAAGAUGGGGAGAUGAGUGCAGUCGUGGAGGAUCCUAACCUAGACACUUCUCUAACUUAUGACGAACUUGUCAAAGAUCUAAUACAAGAGGAGAAAGCUUAUAUUAGAGAACUCAAUAUGAUAAUUAAGGUGUUUUGUGACCAGCUUCAGCAGAUCCCUGUUUUACAAGGGAGUGGCAGUAGAGAGCUGGAAAUUAUCUUCUCAAAUAUCACUGAGAUCUAUGACUUCUCUGUUAACUUACUGGGGUCUUUAGAGGACACCCUAGAGGUCACGGAGGAGAACGAGUCUCCCUUCAUAGGCAGCUGUUUUGAGGAAUUGGCAGAGGGUGCAGAGUUUGAUGUAUACGGAAAAUAUGCCAGCGAUGUGUUAAGGCAAGAGUGUGCUGAUCAACUAAUGGAUGUGGUUAACCAGCCACCUGUUAGCGAUGCACUAACAAGUGCUGGACAGGGCUUCAAGGAAGCUGUCAAGUACUACCUGCCGAAGCUGCUUCUUGUACCUGUUUGUCAUGUCUUCACUUAUUUUAAAUAUAUAGAGAUGUUUCUGAGUAUGACUGAGUCAGAAGAAGCUCGAGAGAGCUUAGAACAAGUCAAAGGUCUCUUAUGGCCUCUCCAAAGUCAGUUAGAACGCACCAUACAGAACUCUCCAUAUGCUCCCUACCUUAAGAGAAAAUUAGGAGAAAUCACUUUACGGCAUGGAAGGCAGAGUAGACAACAAACCUUAUCUAAAAUGAAAGAAUUACAACGAUCAAUAGAUGGCUGGGAAGGAAAAGUCAUCACACAGUGUUGCAACGAGUUUGUUUUAGAAGGUGACCUGCUAAAACUUGGUGCCACUGGGAAGAAGCCGACGGAGCGGCAUGUGUUCCUGUUUGAUGGCCUCAUAGUCCUCUGCAAGAGCAAUAACCGGCGGUCCUCGGUCACAGGACAGGUUGGAGAGUACAGAUUUAAGGAGAAAUUUCUUAUGAGAAUGGUAGAAAUUUUAGACAGAGAAGAUACUGAAGAGAUCAAAUACUCCUUUGAGAUCCGGCCACGUGACCAGCCCAGUGUGGUGCUACUUGCAAAGUCUAUGGAAGAGAAGAACAAUUGGAUGGCUGCCCUUGUUAUGCUCAACACUCGGAGUAUGUUAGAACGAACUCUAGACAGUAUAUUAUUAGAUGAGGAGAAACAGCAUCCCCUCAAGUUGCCUGACCCAAGUGUCUACCAGUUUGCCAUUGAGGACUCCGAGUCAAACAUUAUCAUCGAAGAGAAGGAAAACUCAGGAACUCCUCUUAUAAAGGGAGCAACGCUGCCAAAGCUGGUUGAAAGAUUAACAUACCACAUGUAUGCAGAUCCAAUGUUUGUGAGAACGUUUCUCACUACUUACCGAAGCUUUUGUACUCCAACAGAAUUGCUAGACCUAUUAAUUCAACGCUUUGACAUCCCUGAGCCUGAGCUCCCACCUAUAAGUGAAGAGGAGACACAAGAAGUCAAAAACCAGCAACUUUCCAUACACAGAGAAAUACUUAAACGCUUCAGAAAGGAGUAUUCGCAACCUGUUCAAUUCAGAGUUUUAAAUGUUUUGCGUCAUUGGGUAGAUUAUCACUUUUAUGAUUUCGAACGGGACAAAGCACUUCUAGAAAAACUUACCAGCUUUCUGGAGAAAGUAAAAGGCAAAUCCAUGAGAAAAUGGGUAGAAUCCAUCACAAAGAUCAUUCAAAGAAGGUGCAAUGAAGAGCAGAGAGAAAUUACAUUUAGUUUACAUCGCUCACCCCCGUCUCCCAAGUGGCACAUAAAACUAGAGGACAAAGAUUGGGAUCUUAUACUUCCCAUCAGUUCAGGUGGAACAUCGCCUACGCCUGACCUGGUAAAGCCAUUGCUGAUGCUGCACCCUAUUGAAAUAGCUCGUCAGCUGACAUUGUUAGAGUUUAAACUGUACAGAGCUGUGAAGCCUUCAGAACUGGUAGGGACACCAUGGACCAAAGAAGACAAAGAGAAACGCUCACCAAACUUGCUCAAAAUGAUCCACCAUCACACCAAUGUAACACACUGGUUCAUGCGGUGCAUAGUGGACUGUGACAAUUUUGAGGAGCGUGUGGCUGUGAUGAUGAGGGUAGUGGAGAUCAUGGUUAUGUUUCAUGAUCUCAACAAUUUUAAUGGGGUAUUUGAAGUGUCCAGUGCGUUAGCGUCUGCUGCUGUACACAGGCUAGAGCUUACCAAAACGGAGGUUAAGAAACGUCUUCCACAAGGGCAGGUGAAAGUGUUUGAAGAAGCUUCUGAACUUAGCCAAAACCAUUGUAAAAAAUACCAGGAAAAACUUCGAUCCAUUAAUCCACCAUGUGUCCCAUUUUUUGGAAUGUACCUGACCAACAUCUUGCAUAUUGAAGAAGGCAACCCAGACUUCCUUGUCCGGGCAGCAGAGGGUCUAAUCAAUUUUUCAAAGAGACGAAAAGUUGCAGAAAUCACAGGAGAAAUUCAGCAGUACCAGAACCAACCUUACUGUUUGCUGGAAGAACCACGCAUCAAAGUGAGUGUUCAUUUAUUUUCUCAGCUUUUGUUUUAUGUGAAUUGUUUGAAUGAGAGGAAAGUCAAGUAUGGAACUCUGAAAGGAGACAGUGAUUUCACCUAUGCUCCCACAAGAUGCGAGAAGAAGAAUAAUUUAUUACAGAAGUCCGCAUCUGUCACAUGGUCUCAGGGUGUGGUUUUGUGA
Molecule: messenger RNA, 3093 nt
Organism: Penaeus vannamei (Pacific white shrimp)
Lineage: Eukaryota; Metazoa; Arthropoda; Malacostraca; Decapoda; Penaeidae
Source: RefSeq, a predicted model, not a curated record